UGGGCGCCGCUGGCUGCGGCUCCCCCGCCGGAGCUGGGCUCUUUUUGUGGCGGGUGGCUGGCCGGCGACCGAGCGAGCGAGGGAGGGAGGGAGCGAGCGCGCGCUCGGCGGCGGCUGCUGCUGCUGCUGCUGCGGCGCCUCCGGGGAGCAGCCGCGAAGGGCGAGCGGGGAUGGCGGCGGCUGCAGGGGCGCUUUAGCCCGGCGGGGCUGCCGCAGCGAGCGCUCCGUGCAGGAUGCAGCAGCCGGGGCGGCGCUGAGCCCGGCCGGUUCUCCCUCUGGCUGCAGGCGCGGCCCGCGCGCCCCCCCGGCCCCGCCAUGGCCACCGACCUGGAGCCCGCGGCCGUGCAGCUGGAGGCGGAGGAGGACGAGGAGCAGUGGCUCUACGGAGAUGACAAUGGUAAGCCAGAAGAUGGACCAAUAUCUGGACACACUGAAUCUCAUCCAUUGCAAGACAUUCCUAAGGAGACCAGGAUUGUUAUCAGUGAAGACCAAGAACUGUUGCAGCAAAUCAUCCCAAGUGGGGAAGAUGAUGAGGAGGAGAGCGACAGUGAUGAUGAUGACAUUCGAGUCACGAUUGGCAAUAUCAAGACUGGAGCCCCAUCUUAUAUGGGGACUCCGAUGAACCUGAAUCUAAAAACGGGUCGAGGCUAUGGAGCACCAGCCACAGCCAAGUCGCAGCCUAAAGGUAUUGAUUUAGAGGCUUCGGGGAAUAUUAACGGCUUGCCAGUAAUCGAGGUGGAUUUAGAAUCGUUUGAAGACAAACCGUGGAGGAAACCAGGUGCUGACCUUUCUGAUUAUUUCAACUACGGUUUCAACGAGGAAACGUGGAAAGCCUAUUGUGAAAAGCAGCGCCGGCUUCAGCUUGGCCUGGAGCCUUCGGUUCCCAUCUGCACCGAAAACAAGAUCACGGUUCAACAAGGAAGAACCGGCAAUGCUGAGAAAGAACCAGAGAACAACAUCAUCAAGAUGGAUUUUAAAACUGAUUUUGUUGCCCUCGUUGGUGGAAGGAUAAAAGCUGGACCUCCUCCAAACAGGAAACUGGGUGGGACAAUCGACGUGAUUGGUGGACAGGCUGGCACUAUCCGGAGGGUGGAAGGAAGGCGGCGUGACAAACAUGCAUCUGAAGAAAAUCCCAUUCAGGUACUUGGAGACCAUGGGAGCAAAACUCAGCCUGCUCAGCCCCCUCAGCAGCAGCCAUUUGUGCCCCCGGCAGGCCCACCUCCAGCAUUAAGUGGGCCUCCGCCCCACUUCCUCCAUCCUCCACCGCCACCAGUUGCCUCUGUCCCACCGCCUCUCCAUCCUCCAGGGCUGUUUCCUCCUCCUCUUGCUCCUCCACCCGCUCUCUUGAUUCCAACUCUGGAUGGCCAGCCUGCCAGCUACAGCAACCGGCAGCCGCCUCCCUUCAGCUACAACUCCACAGAUUCAGGUUUCAUCACCUACCCGCCCAUUUCGACCUCCCACACUCCCUGGGUGACCACCGUUGACAAGGCCUCCAGUGCUUCCGACAGCAGCCACUGGGAAUAUGCGGGCUCAAGGAGAGAGCGGGACCGGACACCCACCACAAGCGAAUAUAGCAAUGACGAUGAAAGGUACCGUUAUUAUAGCCGGGAACGCAGUUACGAUUUUGAGCGUGACUACCACAGGAGUAGAGAUCGUAGUCGUGAGCGAGAAGAUCGUCACCGGGAAAGGAGGCACAGAGACAAAGAAGAGAGCAGCAAACAUAAAUCAUCACGGCGCAAGCAGCAUGAGAGUGAAGAAGGGGAAAGCCACCGUCGACACAAGCACAAAAAGAACAAGCGCAACAAAGAGGAGAAGGAAGCAAGCGAAGAUGGACUUGCAGAAGGAAACGAACAGGACGGCAAGGAGUAGCGAACCUGGACUCCACCAACCGAGGGUGGUGCCUCUCCAGCCAACAUUUCCAUUUUGGGUGAUCUUCUUCAUGGGCGAAUGUCAUGGAGAUGACAGAGGUGCCCAAACACGAACACAGGUUGGGUUGCCAACAUGGAAACUGCAGGACUUUGAGGAGAGGACCCAAUCCAGCACCUCUGGCCUUGAGUGGUUCUAUAUGCAGGCCAACUCCAUUGUGUCAGAUCCUAUGGCUUCUGAUGGGAGUCCGUUUCAGCAGGAAUUAAUGCAUUUAGAGACUAGGACAAUAUUGGGCAAUUAUUACUGUUUCCUUUUUUAAGAAGAAGCAGGACAGCAACCACAUGGAACUGUUUUGGUACAAGAAGAAACCAGUGUUAGGUCAUCCUCCAAGCCAGGCAAUCUGGCUCCUAUAAGCUAGUCCCAUUUCGCCUUUGCCCCUUAAUUGUAGCUUUGAACUUUGGACUUCAUUCAAGGAAAGCUUGGUGGGAAACCACAAGUCAGCCACUGGAACAUGAAAUGUCCACUUUCUCUGAGGCGGCCAUUUCUACCUAGGCCUCUGGAGUCUUCUAGAUCAGAGAGUUUUAUUAUGACCAGGUUGAGUGGGCUUCGUGGUGAAUUUCAACAGGGCCGUCUUUUCAAAGUUUGACACAAGCUACUUACUUAUCAAGAGCCUCUCUUUUUUACCUAAAACGAAGUUAAAAAUUGGCAAUUUAUCUCUAAGUCUCAGAGUUACUUUUCACAACUCUUAAAACACUAAAUGUAGACAUAGGAUUUGUGGUUUCCUUUGGAAAAGAAUACGUGAGGAGAUACUCUUAAGGUCAUCGCUCUUUUGUGCACAUCCAUCCUUGCAUUAUCUUCCACCCGUGGGAAAUGUUUAAAAACGCUUCCUAAAAAUUAUUUCAAAUUUAUACUUUUUUUGUAUUGUAGUUAUGCGAGUUUGAGUGUUUAUAUGAAACUAACAACCUUGGACAUGUGAGCCAGUAUACCCAUUGUAUUCUGAUUUGUAUGCUAUGAUGGUGCAGUGAAUGGGUAAAUAACAGAAAAUACGUAGGAAAGAAAACUUUUUUUGUGGGGGGAAUGUGAUUAGUUUCUGUGUGGUCAUGGCAUCUAGGACUCGGUGAAAGCAGCACUUAAUACUAAAUUUUACACUGCAAACUUAAUUCACAGAAGCUUUCUUGCCGUUUUGUUUGUCAUGUGGAAGUAGUGUGUUCUUAAGUCUCUCGGAUGAUACAGACUAACAGUGUCUUCAGGAGGACAAAAUAUGACCCAAGAGUUCACAUUUCACUUUCUAGACCAGUGUUUUUCAACUUUGGCAAUUUGAAGAUCAAUCAGAAUAGAAUAGAGUUGAAAGGGACCUUUGAGGUCUUCUAGUCCAACCCCCAGCUCAAGAAGGAGACCCUACACAUAUUGAGACAAGUGGCUGUCCAGUCUCUUCUUAAAUGCCUCCAGUGAUGGAGCUCCCACAACUUCUGAAGGGAAGCCAUUCCACUGGUUAAUUCUAACUGUCAGGAAGUUUCUCCUUAGUUCUAAAUUGCUUCUCUCCUUGAUUAGUUUCCAUCCAUUGUUUCUUUUUCCUGCCUUCUGGUGCUUUGGAGAAUAGGUUGCGCCCCCCCCCCACUUCGUGGCAACCCCUCAAAUACUGGAAUCCUGCCAUCAUGUGAGGGUCAAUUCUGGAAGUUGGUCUUCACAUCUUCCAGUUACGGAGAUUGACGAACACUGCUGUGGGGCAAGGGUCCCCAACGCCCGGUCCAUUCAAACAAGCAAAGCCCAAUCCAUGAGAUGCAGGCAGCGUGUGAAACCAGGCCCCUUCUGGUCCGUGGAAAAAUCUCUCUCCACGUAACUGGUCCCUGGUGCCCAAAAGGUUGAGGCCAGCUGCUCUAGCGUACUGUUUUGUGUGUGGAUUUCAAAUCCCAGAAUCCUUUGCAGUGGCCAUGCUGGUUGGGGAAUUCUGGGAGUUGAAAUCUGCACAUUUUUUAAGUUGCUGAGAUUGAGAAACACUGGUCUGGACAUGCUGUGUAAUCAUGGAAAUGAUACUUCAAAAUAGACAAAACAGAUUAUAGGCUCUCCAUACAAGGUUAGUAGUUUUUAAAGAGCAUUUUGUUUAAAAAAAACAACACACCAAACCUUCAGCUACUUGGUUGUCUCAACGACUUUGUGGCCUUCAAAGAUGACUAUUUAUAAAGUGUAUGGUUCUUAGUGUUUUUACCUUUAUGGCUGAUAAAAGCUGCCAUAACGUUUUAAUAGGAAAGUUGUUAAGAGCCCAAUCUAUCUUGGAAUAUCUUCAUGGAAUAUUUCAGAUGCUGAGUGCUGGGAAGGGAUAUGAUCUUCCAAACACC
Molecule: messenger RNA, 4202 nt
Organism: Ahaetulla prasina
Lineage: Eukaryota; Metazoa; Chordata; Lepidosauria; Squamata; Colubridae
Product: pre-mRNA 3'-end-processing factor FIP1-like
Exons: 15
Coding region: 316-1869 (517 amino acids)
Cellular component (GO): mRNA cleavage and polyadenylation specificity factor complex
Molecular function (GO): RNA binding
Source: RefSeq, a predicted model, not a curated record